Nanorana parkeri is the source of this 2424-nucleotide messenger RNA. It is a transcript of the gene MSH5, whose product is annotated as mutS homolog 5. Gene Ontology annotation, biological process: mismatch repair; chiasma assembly. Gene Ontology annotation, cellular component: nucleus. Gene Ontology annotation, molecular function: ATP binding; mismatched DNA binding; ATP-dependent DNA damage sensor activity. The transcript has 24 exons. Bases 1 to 2424 code for a protein of 807 amino acids. Lineage: Eukaryota; Metazoa; Chordata; Amphibia; Anura; Dicroglossidae. The record is from RefSeq and is a predicted model, not a curated record.
AUGGACCAAUUCCAGAUGACACACAAUGUCCUUGUUACCGAUUAUCAAGAAGAGGAAGAUGAACCGUCAUCGGAGAUAUACCUCGGUGUAUUAUGGCAAUCUGGACAGCUCGCUGCUGCCUAUUACAACUCCGGUGACUGCUCUAUUCACUUCAUGACAGAUACCCCGGACACUGAACACCUUCAAGUGCUUAGCAGAGUGAUCUCUGAUCUGCAACCAAAAUGUAUCGUAACCAGUGCAAAGCAGGAUCCAAAUUUCUCAGAAUUCCUUCAAACUUUAAAUGGCGAAGCUAAUGGAAGAUUGAAAGUGGAGAUAUUUCUAUUUCCUCGUAUGGACUUUGCACUGCCUAUCUGUAAGCAGCGGAUCCUCACAUCAAAUUUCUCAUUGCUGCCUUCUAACCUCUCUGAGUCCGAAAAGAUUUUACAUCUCUCCUCUAUCAUUCCCUUUGACUGCCCUCUUAUGAUCUGUGCUCUGGGAGGACUGCUAAAGUUUAUUGACCGUCACCGGAUUGGUGUUCAGCUGGAGGACAGCAGUGUGGGUGUCCCAGUCCUGAGCCUCAGAAAAUAUGUCUUGGCUGAUAUCGUUGAUAUGGAACCAGAUACUUUCAGUGUUUUGCAGAUAUUCAAAAGUGAGGCCCAUCCAUCUGUGUAUAAGAUGAGCUCUGGAGGGAAGGAAGGGCUAAGCCUGUUUGGGCUUUUGAAUCGCUGCCAGUCCAAAUGGGGAGAGAGCUGUAUGAGAUUGUGGUUUAUGAGGCCCACGCACAAUCAGACUGAGCUAACAUCUCGGCUUGAUGUGAUCGAGUUCUUCAUGGCACCCAGAAACCAAGAAACAACAGGGAACCUUCAGGGCUGCCUGAAGAACAUCAAAAAUAUCCCUAUGAUCCUAAAGCGCAUGACACUCUCCAGCACCAAAGUGUCCGACUGGCAGGCUUUAUAUAAGACAGUAUACAACGCUGUGUGUAUUGGUGACAUCUGCAGCUCUUUGCCUAAGACUGUGCUUCUCUUUUCCCGCAUCUCUUCUGCAUUCAGCAGUGACCUGAACUACAUAGCCAGUCUAAUCAACAAAGUGAUCUGUUUUGAAGAAAGCCUGAGAGAGAAACGUUUCUGCAUUAAACCAUUUGUAGACCCAGCUGUGGAUGAGAAGAAAUGCCGCCUCCAAGGACUCUCAGAUUUUCUCACUGAUAUCGCUAGGAAAGAACUGGAGACUUUAGACAUGAAGAUACCAUCAUGUAGUGUCAUCUACAUCCCCCUGAUUGGGUUCCUCUUGUCCAUUGACCGUCUCGACUUCAUGAAGGAUAAAAGUGACUUUGAGAUUGAAGGUUUGGAAUUUGUGUUUCUAGCAGAAGGUAGACUCCACUACAGAAGUGCACGGACCAAAGAGCUGGAUGCAGUGCUUGGAGACCUUCACUUUGAGAUCAGAGACCACGAGACCAUGAUCAUGCAUCAGCUGCAGACAUUGAUUCUGGACCGGUCGGCCGUCUUACACAAGGUCACUGAGUAUGUUGGGCAGCUAGACGCACUACUUGCCAUGGCAGUUGUUGCCCGUGAAAAUGGAUAUGUCCGCCCCUGCUACACCCAGAAGAACAUUAUAACCAUAAAGGAAGGCAGACACCCCAUAAUGGUAUUCUGCACUGGAACUUUUGUUCCAAAUCCAGCUCAGACUUGUGAGAAAGAAAAGAGAAUAAAAAUCCUGACUGGACCUAACUCGUGUGGAAAAAGUGUUUAUCUCAAACAGGUUGGCCUCAUUGUCUUUAUGGCUAUGAUUGGAAGCUAUGUCCCAGCCUCCUAUGCUGAGAUCGGGCCCAUUGAUGGGAUCUUUACACGGCUACAAACACGGGAAUCUGUUUCUCUCGGUUUGUCCACUUUUAUGAUUGACUUAAAUCAGGUGACGAGAGCAGUGAAUAAUGCAACAGUGAAGUCUCUUGUUUUAAUUGAUGAAUUUGGAAAAGGAACUAAUACAGUGGAUGGGCUUUCUCUAUUGGCUGCCAUACUGAGACACUGGAUCAAUCAGGGGUCUUCUUGCCCUCAUAUUUUCCUGUCCACUAACUUUCACAGCUUGAUACAGCUCGAGAUACUCCCAAAAAAUCUGAAUGUCCACUAUCAGACGUUCGAGUGGUGCCUAGAUAAAGAACAGUUGGUCUUCUUCUAUCAGCUGAAGGACGGAGUAUCGGAAGUAAGCCAGGCAGCCAAGGUAGCAGCCAUAGCUGGAAUGCCAGAGGAGAUCAUUAAGAGAGGAGUGGAGGUUUCAGAGCUCUUCCGGAGAGGUCAGGCCAUAGAUUGCCUAAAUCAGGGUGCAAUGAAAGAGAAACUAGAGAAGUGUCAGAAACUGGUCGAUGGUUUCCUUAAUCUGGACCUCGAUGAUCCCCAGACUGACCUACAAAAAUAUUUGUCUGAGGAGGUUCUACCCUUCUCUACUUUGCUAUAA